UCUUUUUGUUGUGGUCCUAUGGCUUGUUGAUCUAUGCUUAUUUUGAUUUUUAUAUUCUUGCUUUUUUUAUUUUGCAGUUUAUGCUUUAGUUUUGUCUAUGCCUUUUCCUGUACUACUUAUAAUUUAUCGUUUUCUCCCACUUCUUUGUUCUAAAACAACCAUAUUUUAUAUUAGCAAAAAGAAAUAUAUAUAUACAUAUAUAUAUGUUAUAGCAGUUGCCAAUCAGUUCAUGACGUUUGAAUCUGCACUUUCUUGUUCUGUAUUUCUAAGAUCAGUUUCAAAAGUAAAAAUUUUGUCUUGUUUUAGUGAGCUGAUUUCUCUUGUAAGAUUCGCCUUUAUAAAUCCUUUCCAAAUUUUGUUAAUAAAUCUUUGGCUUCGGUACUGGUUACCCCUAUCCUUCCUUCAUUCCCAUUCACAUUUUUAGUUCUUGCUUGUUAAGGCCAUGUUUAUAGUGGAUACACUUUGUUGCGUGAUCCACACCAUAAUAAAGGGCUGGCUUUCACUGAGAAGGAGAGAGAUGCUCAUUACUUGCGUGGCCUUCUGCCUCCCGCAAUCGUGUCUCAGGACCUUCAGGAAAGGAAGCUGAUGCACAGCCUUCGCCAAUAUGAUGUUCCAUUACAUAAAUACAUAGCCAUGAUGGAUCUUCAGGAGAGGAAUGAAAGGCUGUUUUAUAAGCUUCUCAUUGAUAAUGUUGAGGAACUGCUUCCCGUUGUGUACACUCCAACAGUCGGUGAGGCUUGCCAGAAAUAUGGGAGCAUUUACAGGCGCCCUCAGGGCCUUUAUAUCAGUUUGAAAGAGAAGGGGAAGAUCCUUGAAGUAUUAAAGAACUGGCCAGAGAAGAGUAUUCAAGUUAUUGUUGUGACUGACGGUGAGCGUAUUUUGGGGCUUGGAGACCUUGGUUGCCAGGGCAUGGGAAUUCCUGUGGGAAAGCUUUCUUUGUAUACAGCAUUGGGAGGUCUUCGUCCUUCAGCGUGCUUGCCUGUGACUAUUGAUGUUGGUACAAACAACGAGCAGUUGUUGAAUGAUGAGUUUUACAUUGGGCUUAAGCAAAGAAGAGCAAGGGGGCAGGAAUAUACAGAACUUCUAGAUGAAUUCAUGAAUGCAGUUAAGCAGAACUAUGGGGAGAAAGUCCUUGUUCAGUUUGAAGAUUUUGCAAACCACAAUGCAUUUGAGCUGCUGUCACGAUACAGCUCAAGUCACCUUGUCUUUAACGAUGAUAUACAGGGUACAGCAUCUGUGGUUUUAGCAGGGCUUAUUUCAGCCUUGAAAUUAGUUGGGGGUUCUUUAGCUGACCAUACUUUCUUAUUCCUGGGUGCUGGAGAGGCUGGAACCGGAAUAGCGGAGCUUAUAGCUCUUAAGAUAUCAAAACAGAUAAAAUCUCCAGUGGAAGAAGCCCGUAAAAAGAUUUGGCUAGUGGACUCAAAGGGACUGAUUGUUAAGUCUCGUCUAGGAUCACUUCAACAUUUUAAGAAGCCUUGGGCUCACGAGCAUGAACCUGUUAAGGAACUUGUAGAUGCUGUGAAGGCAAUCAAGCCAACAGUUUUGAUAGGAUCAUCUGGAGUAGGAAAGACAUUUACCAAGGAAGUCGUCGAAGCCAUGGCAUCCUUUAAUGAGAAACCUCUCAUUCUUGCUCUUUCAAACCCUACAUCACAAUCUGAAUGUACUGCUGAGGAAGCCUACAAAUGGAGCAAGGGUCGAGCAAUCUUUGCGAGUGGAAGUCCAUUUGACCCUGUUAAUUAUGAAGGCAAAGUUUUUGUGCCUGGCCAGGCCAAUAACGCUUACAUAUUUCCGGGUUUUGGGUUGGGUUUGAUCAUCUCUGGUGCUAUUCGUGUACAUGAUGAUAUGCUUUUGGCUGCCUCCGAAGCUUUGGCUGCUCAGGUGAAGCAGGAAAACUACGAUAAAGGAUUGAUUUAUCCACCAUUUUCCAAUAUCAGAAAGAUAUCAGCCCACAUUGCUGCUAAUGUUGCCGCUAAGGUGUAUGAACUCGGCCUGGCUUCUCAUCUCCCUCGUCCUAAGAAUCUUGUCAAGUAUGCAGAAAGCUGCAUGUACAGCCCUGUCUACCGCAGCUAUCGCUAAAAUUCCUGCAAUUUUUCCUCCUAUAACUGCUCUGGUAUAGCCCUCUGCUCCGUUAUGUAGUUCAAUUUGGUCCUGGCAUUGCUUACAGGACUUGUAAUGUUAUACUUUUUGUUAGUCCAUUGUAAAAGGUUGAAUUUUUUUCUUAAUUCAAAUGAAAUGGAGUUUGAUUUUUAAA
Molecule: messenger RNA, 2251 nt
Organism: Ziziphus jujuba (common jujube)
Lineage: Eukaryota; Viridiplantae; Streptophyta; Magnoliopsida; Rosales; Rhamnaceae
Product: NADP-dependent malic enzyme
Exons: 19
Coding region: 586-2076 (496 amino acids)
Biological process (GO): pyruvate metabolic process; malate metabolic process
Cellular component (GO): chloroplast
Molecular function (GO): malate dehydrogenase (decarboxylating) (NAD+) activity; malate dehydrogenase (decarboxylating) (NADP+) activity; NAD binding
Source: RefSeq, a predicted model, not a curated record